AUGACCCCCCGGGAGCCUCCCAGUGCCGUUCUGGGCUCCUGGGGUCUCCUCUUCCUGGUUCUGGCCCCCCUUUCCUGCCACUUCUGCCCUAUCCCCUGUGAGUGCUCAGAACCCGCCCGCACCGUCAAGUGCGUCCAGAAGGAGCUGACCUCCAUCCCGCCUGGUAUUCCUGGGUACACCCGUAACCUCUUCAUCACCGGCAACCGGAUCGCCCGUGUCGGCAGCCGGGACCUCCAGGGGCUGCCCAACCUGGUCACGCUCUCUCUGGCCAACAACAGGAUUAACACCGUGGAGUCGCAGGCCUUCUCUGCUCUCCAGAGCCUGCGUUACUUGGACUUGAGCCAUAAUCGUCUGGCCACCAUCCACCCCAAUGCUUUCAACGCUAGAAACAACUCCAUCCAGGAGCUAAACCUUAGCCACACCCUGCACAACUCCUCUGCCAUUCAACCUGUGGCAGCUGCCCUGGCCCACGGUGGCUUCCAGAGCCUCUCCAGACUAGAACUCACCAGCAAUGAGAUUGUCUACUUGCCCACGGGCAUGUUGUCCAGCCUCCCCAAAUUGGAGUACUUAGACUUGAGGAAUAACUCCUUGGUGGACAUUAAGAACUCCACUUUUGCUGGCCUGGACCUUAAAUACCUUGAUCUGACCAUGAAUGCAUUCAAGACCUUGAGGAGGGGAGGGCUAUCUGGCCUUGGGAGACAGGCCCACCUCCGCCUCUUCCUGAAGGACAACCCUUUCAUAUGCAAUUGUGAUAUCGAAGACCUGGUGAGCUGGCUGAACCAAAGCUGGCAGGUAGUGGACCUGGAAAAGCUCACUUGUGCUUUCCCUUGGGAUCUGAAGAAUGCCUCCCUCGUGGACCUGGCGGGGGCGGAUCUGGAAUGCCACUCUACCCAACUUGGAGAAAAUGCUCUUCAGACCUCCUACGCUGCCUUAUGUGUCGUCCUGGGAGUCAUUGGGGUCAUCUUUCUCUUUGUGCUUUACUUGAAUCGGAAGGGCAUCAAGACCUGGAUGAACAGCAUGAGGGAUACCUGCCAGAACCUGUUGGAGGAGUACCGCUAUCGCUAUGAAAUUGAUUCCGAAUGCCGUAUCACGCAAGUCCCGGCGCUGGACAUAUGAUGCAGUUAGUCUCUUUCGAAGUCUUUUCGAGGUCUGUGUUUUGCUGCUGUAUCUGUCAGGGACACAGUCCGUUUUUCUUUGGGGUGAACCCUGUGCCUUGGUGGUGCCUACUCCUCCACCAAAACUCAAGCCUUUUAAGGAGGAUGGAACUGUGGAUUAAAUGCUGGACGUGGGCUCAAGGGUCCUCCAUUCUUGUUCACCAUCAAUGUUUUGCAGGAAGUUUAACUCAUUUAAAACUAAGCUGGAAUACUUCUGGGUGCCACCUCUGGAAAUGAUUGGGGGUUGGUGAAUAUCAAGAUUCUGAUGUGUGCCAUCAUCGGUGGUUGGAUCCUGGAUCUGCCUUCUGUAAAAGGAAGAGGCCUUGGAUGAAAGGAAGGAUUCUGUUUCGGGGCUACCCCUCAA
Elgaria multicarinata webbii is the source of this 1518-nucleotide messenger RNA. RefSeq names its product trophoblast glycoprotein-like. The coding region runs from base 1 to 1116 and encodes 371 amino acids. Gene Ontology annotation, molecular function: protein binding. The record is from RefSeq and is a predicted model, not a curated record. The transcript is spliced from 2 exons. Gene Ontology annotation, biological process: negative regulation of canonical Wnt signaling pathway. Gene Ontology annotation, cellular component: plasma membrane. Lineage: Eukaryota; Metazoa; Chordata; Lepidosauria; Squamata; Anguidae.